AGUCGUUUUGGCGCCGUCGUCGAAAGCGGUCGACGCUCGGAGCGCCGCUCAUUAAUCGUCGUGUCUCAUAGGAAAAUAAAUAAAAAUAUAGUGUAAAGUUCUGUGUUCAGUGAAUAGUGACAGUGUGUUUUAGUGAUAUGUGUUCGUCUUUAAAAAUCUGCACAAGACGUCCCCUGUAAUCAAGAUAAUCAUCGGCCGACAUCUGAUUACAAUGCACUUGCGCUAAUGAGUGCCCAUUCGACCGUCACGCGACUGCCAUGACCAACAUGUAAUCAAUGACACCAUGAACCACAUACCCAAGAAAAUGUUCGCCAAAACACAUCGGUUUUGGGACAGACGGAAGUACAAAGUCGGACGAUGACACAACCCGGCGACACCAUCAAAUAAAAUAACGAUUUUUUGUUAAAAACAAGCUUUUAGUGUUAAAUCGCUUUUUUGUGUGUACGCGACAUACCGUAAUCUUCAUUUGCUACUUAAUUUAAUUUGUCAGUCAGUGUCCUUUCCGUAGUUUCAAGCAAUACUAGAUAAGGCCUUCGAGUUUAAUUGUAAAUAUUGUGUUCGUGCUCUAUUCUCAACGUUCGGGCAAAACGGGUAUUUAGUAAUUUGUAUAAAAAGAGAAAUAAUAGUCAACACUUCCGUUCCUAUAGGCAAUACGUUUUUUUAAAAGUAAAUCAAUUAUACAGUUAUUUCUACGGGGCCAAACUUUCAAUCUGUCUAAACAAUAAAGUUAGUUAGAUGAAUUUUACAAAUCCGGAUUGGAGAGUGACCACGAUGGUGCCGAAUACGACUUUGAUGGCCAGGACUACUAUGUCAACACAUUUUAACACAACAGUUGGUCCGAACUCCACGUUCUUGGUUCCGACGUACAUGAGCCAAGAGGAGUUCUUUGCUCUGCAAAUGACGAAUGGUUCCGACGCGAACACGACUCUGUCGAACGACACGACGGUAAACCUAGUUCUAAAGACUUGGUAUCCAAGCGGAUACUCGCCAGCGCAUAUAAUAAUAGCUUCAGUGGUUGUGACAGUGUUAAUGAUAAUGGUAGUAGUGGGCAAUAUGCUGGUGAUAAUCGCUAUAGUGACGGAGAAAGCCUUGAAGAACAUACAGAAUUGGUUCAUAGCUUCUUUGGCGGUGUCAGACUUCUUCUUGGGGCUGGUGAUAAUGCCGUUCUCGUUGGCGAAUGAGCUGAUGGGGUACUGGAUCUUUGGGUUCUGGUGGUGUGAGAUACAUUCGGCGAUGGAUGUGCUGUUGUGUACGGCAUCUAUCAUGAACCUGUGCCUCAUAUCGCUCGACCGCUAUUGGAGUAUAACUCAGGCGGUGGAUUACCUAAAGAAGCGCACGCCGGCGCGCGCAGCACUAAUGAUAGCGGCCGUCUGGCUGAUGUCUGCGCUCGUGUGCAUACCGCCGCUACUGGGCUGGCGGGUCAGCAGGCCGCCCGAGCAGUUCCCGCAGUGCAAGGUGUCAGACGACAUCGGCUACGUCGUCUACUCGGCGCUCGGCAGCUUCUAUAUACCGUCCUGCAUCAUGGUCUUCGUGUAUAUCAGGAUAUACUUCGCAGCUAAGGCCCGAGCAAGAAGAGGGAUUAGGAAAAAUCCGAGGCCUAGGCCUAAUGAGCAGCAGACGAGUUUCAGCAACCCCCCGAAGGGCACGCGACCCAUGCCUUCCACACAUCCCAUGCCCCCGGGACAUCUUAGUAAUAAUAAUGGCGAAAGCACAAUAUCAACAAUAGAAACUCCUCAAGUGCAGAUCCCGACAGUGACGUGUGAGCUCGCGUCGGACAUAUCGACGAGCGAAGCGGGGGACACCAUACCCCCGCCGCCCGACGAACGGAAAGACACGCUUAAGGUCGUAACAUCAGCACAAGUACAAAAAAAUCCUCUAGCAUCCUGUCCAUUGAGGAGUUCAACUCUCUCAGUCAACGGCGAGCUUCAACUCCAGCAGACCAGGGGCAGAGCACCCAGCGUCGCCAUUGACGCCGACAUGGUCUCCGAGAUGGAACCAUCUUCCUCCGACUCCGGCGUCGUCAGCCGCUGUGGCGGAGUCAAACCCCUCAAACUCAGAAUCUUCAAAAAAACCGACAGAAGACAGGAGAAGUCCCAACCAAGCAAAUCAGAAUUAGAACCAGCUUUACCAAAACCACACAAACCCAGAGACCCUGAGAGAGAAAAGAAGAGAUUAGCGAGAAAAAAAGAGAAAAGAGCUACUUUAAUUCUAGGGUUAAUUAUGGGCAGCUUUAUCGCUUGCUGGCUGCCAUUUUUCUUCUUGUAUAUAUUAAAAGCUGCUUGCAGGAACUGUGUGAUUCCGUCGAGCGCGUUCGCGAUAGCAUUUUGGCUUGGGUAUAUGAACUCUGUGCUCAAUCCGGUAAUCUAUACGAUUUUCAACAAGGAUUUCAGAAGAGCGUUUCGGAGGAUACUGUUUAAGUGAUGUUUAGCAUACGUGUGCUGUUACCGCUGUGUGGCCAACAGGAUUCUGAUGGCCCAGCAGAGGGCAGCACCGAAUCUUUACAAUGUACGUUGAAUGGACUCCAUAGUUAUACGAGGUUAUACGGUUGGACGGUGACAGUGGUUCCGAGUUUGAAUUUUUCGAAUUCUGGCUGGUUUAAUUUUUUUGGAACGAUU
This is a messenger RNA of Helicoverpa armigera (cotton bollworm), 2615 nucleotides long. It is a transcript of the gene Octalpha2R, whose product is annotated as alpha-2Db adrenergic receptor. Gene Ontology annotation, cellular component: plasma membrane. NCBI's taxonomy places the organism in Eukaryota, Metazoa, Arthropoda, Insecta, Lepidoptera, Noctuidae. The record is from RefSeq and is a predicted model, not a curated record. Gene Ontology annotation, biological process: adenylate cyclase-activating adrenergic receptor signaling pathway. The coding region runs from base 736 to 2421 and encodes 561 amino acids. Gene Ontology annotation, molecular function: G protein-coupled receptor activity. The transcript has 7 exons.